Salvia hispanica is the source of this 1680-nucleotide messenger RNA. Its product is annotated as putative pectate lyase 12. The record is from RefSeq and is a predicted model, not a curated record. Gene Ontology annotation, molecular function: pectate lyase activity. Lineage: Eukaryota; Viridiplantae; Streptophyta; Magnoliopsida; Lamiales; Lamiaceae.
ACCUACACAAUAUGGGUAUAAGCCAAUAUACUUUCUGAAAAUUACUAGUAGUAUAUCAACUGAAGAUUCUUUUUCACACAACUAUAAUCAUAACAUAGAAGGAACAAAAAGUAGUAGCAAUAUUCAUUCUCUCCACUCACAUACGCUGCAGCAGCAUGAGGAGCUCCACUUGGCGAAAGUAGAAGAGGCAGAUUCUUGAAAUGCUGAGCUACAUUGUGUUUGUGUCUGGGCUGCUGGUUGUUUUGGCCUCUUUUUCCGGGCAUGGCUCGGCAGUAGUGUUUAACCUCACUCUCCCAGGCCAGCACCCCAACCCGGACCAUGUCGCUCAAGAUGUUCACAGGAAAGUGAAUGUCUCAAUUUCCAGACGUGAAAUGCUAUCCUACACCUCCAACUCCUGUCUGACAGGCAACCCCAUCGACGACUGCUGGCGUUGCGACCCAAAUUGGCAGCUGAACCGCCAGCGCCUGGCCGACUGUGGCAUCGGGUUCGGCCAGUCUGCCCUGGGCGGCAAAGGCGGGCGCUACUACGUGGUGACAGACUCGUCCGACCACGACCCCGUCACACCCCGCCCAGGCACGCUCCGCUACGCCGCGAUCCAGACAGAGCCCCUGUGGAUCGUGUUCGCCUCCAACAUGCUCAUCCACCUCUCCCAGGAGCUCAUCCUCAACUCCUACAAGACCCUCGACGGCCGCGGCGCCGACGUCCACAUCACCGGCGGCGGAUGCCUCACCCUCCAAUACAUCAGCCACGUCAUCAUCCACAACGUCCACAUCCACCACUGCUACCAGUCUGGGGAGACCAACAUCCGCUCCACCCCGUCUCACUACGGCUGGCGCACGAAAUCCGACGGCGACGGCAUCUCCAUCUUCGGCGCUAAGGACAUCUGGAUCGACCAUUGCUCGCUCUCGCACUGCAAGGACGGCCUGAUCGACGUCGUCAUGGGGUCCACGGGUAUCACGAUUUCCAACAACCACUUCUCCCACCACAACGAGGUCAUGCUGCUAGGCCACAGCGAUGACUACUUCCCCGACUCCGGGAUGCAGGUCACCAUCGCUUUCAACCACUUCGGGAAGAAGCUGAUACAGAGGAUGCCGAGAUGCAGGAGAGGGUACAUUCAUGUAGUGAACAAUGACUUCACCAGGUGGGAGAUGUAUGCGAUUGGCGGGAGCGGGAAUCCCACCAUUAACAGCCAGGGGAAUCGUUACAUCGCCCCCUAUGAUCGGAACGCUAAGGAGGUGACAAAGCGGGUGGGUAGUUCGAAAGAGGACUGGAGGGGGUGGAAUUGGAGGAGUGAAGGCGAUAUAAUGGCGAAUGGAGCCUACUUUGUGGCGUCGGGGGAGGGUGUGGAGGUCAAGUAUGAGAAGGCCUAUAGCAUAGAACCCAAAUCUGCAGGAUAUAUUGACCAAAUUACUAUGAAUGCCGGUGUGCUUGGCAGUGGUCGCAACAAUAUGGGCAAGUGGACAGCCAGAAACGACACUUCUUAUGGAGAUGCCAAUUCAGGCUUUUUCGAGGACUACGAUGAAUAUUCUGGGAGCCGGAGGCCUUGCUCUGCUCAUACUAUUCUCAAUGCUUUUCUAUCCCUCUUUCUCAUUUUAAGCAUCAAAUGAUUGGGACGAAUCUGAAAUAUGAUUUUCCUCCCUGUUAUUCUAGAAAUAUUCAUGUUAUUCAACUUCAUUGCUC